AUGGCGUCGCUCCUGGACCGCCCGGCUGGUGGUGAGACCAUCGGAUACUCCUUCUCUGGCCCCAACACUGCUGCAGGUGCCGUCAAGCAACAUGGAUUCUACCCCUAUACCGACAACGGCGGUUCAACUCUGGGCAUUACCGGCUCCGACUUCGCCAUUCUUGCGGGCGACACCCGUUCCACGUCCGGCUACAAUAUCAACUCCCGCAUGGUUCCUAAAGUCUUCAAGAUCGGCGGUGACGACGAGACUGGCGAAGGGGCUCAUAUCAUUCUCUCCGUAGUGGGAUUUGCUGCGGAUGGCAAUGCCCUAAAGGAACGACUGGAUGCUGUGGUGAAGAUGUACAAGUACCAGCACGGAAAGUCCAUGUCUGUCUCUGCCUGCGCCCAACGGUUGUCAACAAUCCUAUACCAGAAGCGUUUUUUCCCUUAUUACGUACACGCCAUCUUGGCUGGUCUGGAUGAGGAAGGCAAGGGAGCGCUGUAUAGCUACGACCCCGUUGGCUCAUAUGAGCGGGAGCAAUGCCGCGCAGCUGGUGCUGCAGCCAGCUUGAUCAUGCCUUUCCUGGACAACCAGGUCAACUUCAAGAACCAAUAUAUCCCUGGCAGUGGGGAGGGACAUGCUCUGGAGGCAAAGAAGCCCGAGCCUCUACCACAAGAAACUGUCAAGCAGCUUGUCCGGGAUGCCUUCACAAGUGCGGUCGAGCGGCAUAUCGAGGUUGGCGAUCACUUGCAAGUUAUGAUUAUCACUCGGGAUGGAAUCGAGGAGGUGUACCACCCGCUGAAGAAGGAUUAA
Molecule: messenger RNA, 792 nt
Organism: Penicillium macrosclerotiorum
Lineage: Eukaryota; Fungi; Ascomycota; Eurotiomycetes; Eurotiales; Aspergillaceae
Gene: prs3
Product: proteasome core particle subunit beta 6
Exons: 2
Coding region: 1-792 (263 amino acids)
Cellular component (GO): proteasome core complex
Source: RefSeq, a predicted model, not a curated record